AUCCCCGUGCAAAUGUGAUCAAUCAAAAUUAUGUGUAUGGCAAGAAAAUAAAUAUCGGUGCCUUUGGUUUGGUUCGGACGAAUUGCGUCAAAUUUACUGUGGAACAAAUUGGAUAGAGGUAGAAAUUCGUAAACUAAGCAUUGCGGUAGAUCCGGCAGAAUAAAGAGGAAUGGCGAAAAGUCGCGAAAUUAUACAACUGCAUGUCGGCCAGGCGGGCGUACAGAUUGCGAGCGCAUGUUGGGAGCUGUACUGCUUGGAGCACGGAAUUUAUCCGGACGGUCGGUUUUGCGAUUGCACAAUGUACGACGAUUGCAGCGCGUUCUUCAGCUGCGACAAAAAGGGGCGCUGUGUGCCCAGGGUGGUGAUGGUCGAUCUAGAACCGUCGGUCAUCGAUGAGAUAAGAAUCGGCGCCUAUCGGCACCUGUUUCAUCCGAGCACACUGAUUACGGGAAAGGAGGACGCUUCUAGUAAUUUUGCGCGCGGGCACUUUACGCUGGGCCGAAUGAUGAUUGAUUCGAUGAUGGAUCGGGUGAGAAAAGUUGCCGAGGGAUGCUCCACGGUGCAAGGUUUUAUGGUAUUUCACAGUAUUGGGGGUGGGACUGGAUCCGGAUUUGGCACAUUGAUACUUGAAAAAUUACUUGAUGAUUAUGGAAAAACAUCCAAAAUAGAAUUCAACAUUUUCCCAUCACCGCGAAUUUCACCGGUAAUUGUUGAACCGUACAACGCAGUUCUUUCAACUCACGUAGGAAUGGAUUACAGCGAUUGUUCUUUCCUGUUGGAUAAUGAGGCAAUUUAUGACGUCUGUGACCGAAGCUUAAACGUAUCGGAGCCAACGUACACGAAUCUUAAUCGGUUGAUUGCUCAGAUUGUCUCCUGUAUAACAUCAUCCCUGCGUUUCUCCGGAGCCAUCAACGUAGAUCUACUAGAAUUCCAGACAAAUUUGGUCCCCUAUCCCAGAAUUCAUUACCCACUGGUAACGUAUGCACCACUGAUUCCGUUUCGAAACGCCAAACACGAACAGCUGACAACGUUGCAAAUUACGACGGAUUGUUUCGAACCCGCCAGCCAGUUGGUGAAAUGUGACCCCCGAACGGGAAAGUAUAUGUCAUGCUGUAUGUUGUAUCGGGGCGAAGUUUCCCCGGUGGAUAUCAACCGCGCGAUUCAGGAGUUGAAGGCAAAGCGGGCGAUAAACUUUGUUGACUGGUGUCCGACAGGUUUCAAAAUUGGGAUAAACUACCAACCACCUAUUGCCGUGCCUGGUGGGGAUUUAGCCAGAGUGGAUCGAGCAGUUUGCAUGCUUUCUAACAGUACAGCAGUUCGGUCGGCUUGGGAACGAGUUUCCGGCAAAUUCGAGCUCAUGUUCGAAAAGAAAGCGUUCUUUCACCACUUUUUGGAUGAAGGUUUGGAAGAAAGUGACCUGUGCGACGCGAAAGAAAAUAUUUGUGCCCUUAUAGCAGAUUAUGUAGAGGUCGAGCGAUAGUUAUUGCGAAUUAUAGGAAUCACUCAACGGGAAAAUGGUCAAUUUCGCUACGCUGUUGAUCAUACUAAUUUCGAGCACGCACACUUUACGAGAUACGAGAAGUUAUAAAUCUAAUAGAAUUACACCUGAACUACCCAGUAUGUUGUUAUACUCAUCGAAAGACAACCGGACAGUAUAUACAUGAGAAAAAUGUGGCAAUAUUUCGCCGUUGUAUUCCUCUCGAUCUUGUCUGUCCUUCACGGCUAUUGUACUACAACUCUGUCCAGUGACCUGAUGGACGGAUGUGUUUUCAAUCCGCUGAUGGCGAUUGCGGAACAGACGGGUUGGGUCCUAUCCCAGGAGAACUGUGGUCAGACCAUUGCAGCAGAGGAAGCUUUCGACAUUCCUCCGGUAAUAUUCUAUCAUUUAGCGGAUCCACUAAUGCUCUAUACGCUAGCUUUUGUUGAUUUGGAUGGCGCUGACGAGGAGAACCGAGUGUAUUUGCAUUGGCUAGUUGUUAAUGUUCCGGAAUCUGCUUUGGCACAAGGAAUGACGUAUAUGGACGGAGACACCGUUAUGGACUAUCUAGCACCCGAUCCAGGAACUUAUGAGCACCGGUAUGGACUCUACCUGUACGAACAGGUUUACGGCACAACCUAUCCGCCGCUGCCGAACGUUCGCGAGGAGUUCGAUUUGACCGGUUGGAUUAAUUCGAUUUUCCCCGAGGGCGCACUUUGUGGUCCGGUUGCGUCGAUUGGAUUCAACGCGUAAGAAGGAAGGAGCUGAGCUGAGCUGAACCGCACCGAAGAGCAACGCGGGGAUUUCGCAAUCGGGGCACAGAAUUUAUUGACAGCAACGAAUGAGAAGGUAACAGUCUUGGCAGAUAAGAAAGCUCAGGCGGUGACCAAACGAUCGCAAGGCAGCAUAUCUCGGGAGCGUAGAAAUUUAUAUAGACAUCAGGAGUAUAACUUAGAUGUGACCAAUAAAUGUCAAUGGAAACGAAGGAAAACCGUGUGUAACAAGGCUGUCAGAGAUAUUCGAGGACACACUUCCCGAGUAGCCAUCGGCGAGCGCCGGCCGAGGCUGGUGGCGGUGGCAGAGCCUGAAAUCCAUUCAACAGUCAAUUUUUAGACCCCUCUCCGUCGAUCGUUGUUCCUAUCGCUUUUCCCGGUGCCCGGUUCGAAAAAGGGCCAGUUAUGUCUGCUAUUCCAAAUGACUUGUCCUGCCGUGAUUGUCGUGUGGGGUGCGGCUCGGGCUCGGGUCUGGAAGUCUGGAGUCAUUAUUUAAUGUGCAAGCAAAUGUGCAAUGAAAAAUGUCAUACGAAUCGAGCGUAGAUAAGAUUUCCCUUCACACCGGCAGCGAGUUGGCGUGAACAUGUGCAGCCUCAGUGAAUUUUUAAUUUGCACAGAAUUGCGACACUUCCAUCGCCUCUGGGGUCGAUGAGGUCCGAUACUUUUGCAGCACAACAAGUAGUAAUAUAUAGUUUUCGGUUUGUCGCUUUAAGGGACUGGCUUGACGUGGAUUAUGAGGUAUGUGUAUAGCAACAACUAGUUGAAUAAUGGAUAGUUCAUAUUUUUAUUUGAUACUUUCCAACUUCGCGUUUAGUUUUAUUUUGGUUUGUAUAAAUAUUAUCUCCAUGCCUCUCAUCAUUUUUUCAUUACACAUUAUUUUCAAUU
Molecule: messenger RNA, 3135 nt
Organism: Wyeomyia smithii (pitcher-plant mosquito)
Lineage: Eukaryota; Metazoa; Arthropoda; Insecta; Diptera; Culicidae
Product: tubulin alpha-1C chain-like
Exons: 5
Coding region: 170-1480 (436 amino acids)
Biological process (GO): mitotic cell cycle; microtubule cytoskeleton organization
Cellular component (GO): cytoplasm; microtubule
Molecular function (GO): structural constituent of cytoskeleton; GTP binding
Source: RefSeq, a predicted model, not a curated record